Molecule: messenger RNA, 468 nt
Organism: Belonocnema kinseyi
Lineage: Eukaryota; Metazoa; Arthropoda; Insecta; Hymenoptera; Cynipidae
Exons: 1
Coding region: 1-468 (155 amino acids)
Molecular function (GO): nucleic acid binding
Source: RefSeq, a predicted model, not a curated record
AUGGCUUAUUCAGGUACCUCGGGUACUGUGACGGUCGAGGUACAGACUCGCGUAGACAUUGCAACAUCACUGAAGCAAAAAUUUCUAGCUGAAAGCGAUGGAUUCCUCUUGCGAAUUGUGGCUAUCGAUGAAACAUGGGUUAGGGAUUUUGAACUUGAGAUAAAAGAACAAUCAAGCGAGUGGAGAGGUCCGUCUUCACUACGGCCCAAAAAAUGUCGACGAUUACAAUCGAAAGUUGAGCAAAUAAUGAUUUUCGCUUAUGAUCACCGUGGAGUUAUUAUAACAGAUAGAGUGCCUUAUGAAACAAGCGUCACCGCAGCUUAUUACCAUGAUUUUUUGCAAAAACUACGAAGAGAAAUUCACAAAAAUCGAUCUGACUUACUCAAAGAUGUGGCUCUCAUUUUGUAUGAUAAUGCACGUCCACACUUGGGAAAGGUUGUAACAGAUUUUCUGGAGAAACAUGGUUGA